Nematolebias whitei (Rio pearlfish) is the source of this 5472-nucleotide messenger RNA. It is a transcript of the gene kif26bb, whose product is annotated as kinesin family member 26Bb. Gene Ontology annotation, molecular function: ATP binding; microtubule binding; microtubule motor activity. Lineage: Eukaryota; Metazoa; Chordata; Actinopteri; Cyprinodontiformes; Rivulidae. The coding region runs from base 1 to 5382 and encodes 1793 amino acids. The record is from RefSeq and is a predicted model, not a curated record. Gene Ontology annotation, biological process: microtubule-based movement. The transcript is spliced from 14 exons.
AUGAGCCACAGAGCGGACGAUGUGUCUCUGGGAGAGCGCAUGAGGAUGUCUUUUGGUGGCGGGCCGUGGAGGGGCUGUGCUCCGGGGGGCCGGGGCUCCGGGGGGUCCGGACGGUGCUGUGAGAAGUGCUCUGCGGCUCUUGUUGCUCUGAAGAAACAGGCUCUGAGUCUGGCUGUGCACCAUCACUUCUCCUGCCAGGACACCAGUGACCUGUCAGUCUUUCUGCAUGAGCACAUUCGUGUCCACAGUCGUCUCAACACAGAGUCCAGGGACAGAGACAGGGAGCUGGGUCAGUGCGGAUCCUGCGGCACCAACCCGGACCAGCUGAAGCAGGAGGCCAUCCACCUGGCUCUGAGCCGCGGCCGCUCGAUGGCUAAACCUUUGUUUGAAGCCAGCCCUGGGGCCGGAGCAGUGCUAGGACAGAGUGAGACCAAGCGUGGAGACAAUGUCUCAAGGGAUGCUGGGCAUCAACCUCACAGUCCUCGUGUCCCGCAGAGCCCCAGGACGCCUCAAAGGACUCCCCACACCCUAAGACGGAGAGGGCCCAAGCUCCCCAACCCUGACAUGGACCGCUGGGUGGAGGAGCAGCAGCAGCUGGUGGCCUCCACGUCUGGGUCCAGUGCAGAUGGUGUCACCCUACAUUCCUACCAUAAGGCUGCAGAUGGUGCCACGCUGAGCUGUGGUGACACCGGGACGCUACAGACGAGCUCCAAGAUCUCCAGAGUAGUGACCAUCGCCAACACAGCUGCCAUGUCUCUGCUGGCCAGGGCGGCUGAGAAGCUCAACAUGACAUUGAGGAAAAAGGAUCAGACUUCUGAUCCAGCUCCCUCCAAUCUCUCCACCUGCUUCAGGGAGAUCAUCCAGAAAAACCCACCUCCGGUCCCCUCCUGCCUGCUGCAAGCUGCUGCCAGGACUAAAGACUCACCCGAUGUGCUGAAGGUCAAAGUCGUGCUGAGGGUGAGCCGACUGCUGUCAGAGAGCCAAUGUCAACCGCCGGUGCUCCGGAUCGACCCAUCCAAGAAAAGAGUCACUAUAAUUGAACCAGUCACCAAAAAUCUACCUCACUCCACACUGACAUUGGGACGGGAAAGCAAAAGUCCACUAAAGACCUUCAACUUUGAUACAGCCUAUUCUCAAGAUUCAGGACAGGCCGAGGUGUGCGCAGGCAUCCUGUCUGAUGUCAUCCGCUGUGUCCUCAGUGGCAGCGAUGGAUGCGUUUUGGGUUUGGGAUGUGCCGAUGUGGGAUCCUGGUCCAGCAUGGUGGGCAGCAGUGAGAACAUCCAGAAGCUCGGCCUGAUUCCCUGUGCCAUCUCCUGGCUGUACAGCGCCAUUGAGCGGCGCCGUGAGAGGACCUGGACCGAUCUGACUGUGUCGGUGUCGGCUAUAGAGCUGUGCUGUGGCGAGGAGGAUACACUUAGGGAUCUGCUGGGGGAGGUGGCCCCCUCAUCGGGCAGCACCCAGAACAGCCCAAAGGCCCACAUCAGAGUGCAAGAGGACUCCGUUUGUGGGAUUCAGGUCCAGAGAAGUUCAAGGGGUACCACUAAGUUGACUAUGAUCGAUGUGUGUAGUGGUAUGAGGGGUGUGAGCAAAAAUGCCUCCCCCCAUUCUGAGCUGGGUCCCAUCAUCUUGUCUCUCCUGAGCAGUCAUAAAUCUGUCCCCAGCAAGGCUAGUAAAUUGUCGUUGCUCCUUCGAGAGUCCAUGGCUCAUCCAAACUGCCACGUUGCUGUGAUCGCUCAGGUCGCCGACUCCCUGGCACAACUCCACGAGAGCUUCUCUACAAUCCAGCUGGCUUCUCGCAUCCGCAGAACACAAAAGAGAACAAAGCAAUCUGCGUCAUGCUCUCCCUGUGGGAGGAGUCUGACCAAAGAGAAAAGAGGGCCUCAGUCGUUGUCCCUACGAGCCUUCCACUCCACCGAAGAGGUAGAUGUCGAUUUCCGUCCUUUCCGCCUACGUGGUCAGAUGGAUCGUUCCAGUAGUGACCAGUCCUGUGACACCGUCAUCCAAAUUAAUUCAGAUGGUUCGGCCCAUUCUAAAGGAGCCCCAGUGCUGACACAACCCAAGUUUCUUCCUAUCAUACCUUCUUUGCAUCCCAGUAAGGCUGACAUGGAUGAUCCAGAGUUUGCAGCUCUUCUAGAAGAGCUUCUAAGAAUUCCUCAGCUGCAUAGAGAAAAGAAGACAGAGGAAUCUGUGCAGGCAGAUGUUGAAGCUCUGAAAGCAGAGCGGAAACAGCCAGAGAGAGAUUGUCUGAAGUGCGAUACAUUUGCUGAACUUCAAGAACGUUUAGGAUGUAUUGAUGGGAGUGAGGUGACCAUGGAUGUGCUUAAAUCUUCUUUAAAAGGCACUUCUCUUAAAAAUAAUAUUAUCAAAUCAGAGCAUCAAAAAGAAGCAUCCAAAGCACCACAAACAUUGUUGAACAUGGGGGUGAAGCAAAUAGAUGGUGCUCACCCUGGAGAUGGUAUCCAGAGAGAGGACUCUGGUCUGUUUGACUGUGAGGAGUGCAGUGCAACCAGUUCCAGCGAGGAACUGCUGAAUCAAGCUCUGGGUCUGAGUAUGACUUGCCGUUCUGAGCUUCCCAACAAUAGACCUAUCAAGUCAAGUAAUAAUUUCCCCUCCAAGGGCUUUUCAGAGGACUCUCAGGGAAAGACAGUCACCAGUUCCUCUGCACUUCAGCCUUCAGAAAAACAGGAGGGUCGUGAAUCUGCUGACUGGCUCAAAUCUGACAAGAGAGCUUCACCAGUUGGCAAAAGCUCCCCCAUAUCUACUGCCUCCACUUGUUCCUCUUCACAGCCCUUGGCUAAAAGCGUUAGAAUUGGUGAUGUCUUACCAAAUUGCACCACAGAGGAUGUUAAGGAAAUGAAGGCAACUAUCACUGUGACUGUUCAGCAACCCCUGGAUCAGAUGGGUCAAGAUGAACUUGUCUUCUCUAUGGUUGAGGAGGUGACCAUCAGUGGAGCGUAUGACAGAGGGAACACAAGCAGGAACAUUAUUUGUAUCAGAGACCCUGUGCAGCCCCAAGUACAUGGACAAAGCUCUGCUUGCUCUCAACCAAUCAGGAUAAUCAGUGAUGUUAGCGACGACUCUUCCGCUGCUGCUUCUUCUGUUGGUCAGUCUGUAGGCACAGAUGCAAACAACGAAAAGAGCCAAAAUCAAUUCAAAAGAGACAAAGGACUGCUCCCUUCAUUUAUAAAUCCGAUGCUGAUUAACACAGAUACGGACUGUGGUUUGAAUGGUGACAAGGAAAAGGAUACUCCACGGAAAAACUUUAAAGACAUGAAGUUAGAGCCAGAGCCUAAAAUUAAUACUGUCAAAUAUCAAGAGGGCAAGAAUAAUACUGAGAAACAAAAUGAAACUUUAACUUCAGAGACAAAUCAUGUUAAGAAGUCAUGUAAAGUGUACUGCCCUUCUUGUACUCAAGUUUCUUUUGAGGCUACAGUCUUGAAAGAUAAAGGAUACUGCAAAAAGUCUGGAGAAAACAACAUGUGUGAAAAGAGACAUGAAAAUACAGACAAAGAUCACCCUAGACAAUGUGAGCAUAUUUGUUCUUCUAACCAUCAGAGAGUCUCAGAGGGGGGGAAAAUUGCUUGCAGCCAUGUUGGAAACAUCCCCCAGAGGACUGGUGCUGCACCUGGUUGCCAAGACAUCAUCCCUGCAUCUUGUGAAACAGGCAAUUUACUACAAGGCUGGCAAAAUCCCAACCACCAAGACAACCACUCGAGGGAGGUGACAUCAUCUAUUCCAUGUAGCCCAAGGGGAACUUUGGAGAGGAGGCCUACUGCACACCACAACGUUUACACCUCAUCUUCUUCUCCAAAACUCAUGAAUAAGUUCAAACAUGAUUCAAGCAGUUCUCACAGAAAGGUCUCAGGAUUGAUACAGGCCCCAAGUCCAACAGGGAAACAUGACAGUACAAGUAGUAGGCUAAAGUCUCCUGCUGAGAAAAGUAGCAGGCUCUUCAGUUCCAAAUUAGAGCAGCUGGCUAGUAGGACUAAUUCCCUUGGAAGGACCCCAAGUGAUUUUCCAACUCUGGAAAGAGGCAAUAGCAACACCUCCAUGAGCUCUAAGGGAAGCUCUAUGGGAAGCGUUGAAGCAGGUUGUAAAGUUAGGCAUAAAAAACAUUAUGAGGGAGAUUGUACCUUUCCAAGGGCCAACCGCAGUCCCAGAAGAAAUCCCCACUCUGACCAUCACUUUUUCCAUUUUGAAAAUCCCGUACCCCAAUCUUCUAAAAGCACUCGUUCAAAGCUUUCCGCUGUUGGAAAACUUAAGAUGGGAAGUCCCAAAGCGCGUCGACUGUCUGCCUCCAGCAUCAAGAACCUCAGCCAGUUUAACAAAAGUCUGCAACUGUCCACUCGUAGCGCCAGUCUUUCACCAGACUGCAAAACCGUUAGCUUUGAGCGGACCUCCUCCUUCUUUUCCUCUUCCCCACCACUAUCUUAUCGCUCCAUCAGCCGGACUCCAAGUCAGAGCUCCACCUGCUCCUCUACAAAGUCUGCCAUUCAGGGAUUUGUCAAUGGUCGGAUCUCAGACCUUCUUAGGGACAGGUCCUCCAGCCCCACCUCAACAGGAUUGGAUCAGAUGACUUCUCUGCCCUCCCCAUACAGCCAAGUGACUGCUCCCCGCCUCCCUGAUAACCUGAACGGGCAUGCCAGUGACACCACCAGUAUUCUGAGUGGAGAUCUGCCUCCAGCCAUGGGAAAAACGUCCCUGCAUUUCUCUAACCGGAGCAGUAUGGUGAGCAGUGGUUAUGGCAGCAUGGUGAGGGACAGCGAAGCUGCAGGCAGGUCCAACCGAGAGUCCGUCAGCGACCGGAGCGGCUCGCCACUCAGUGUGGCCCGCAGCAGCCGAUCAUCUCGCAGGAGAGGAAACACAGGUUCCCACCAGCGUCAUCUUUCCCAUGAUGCCCCUGGCUCGAUGAAGCGCUCUGCUAGCAGCCAGAGGUCUCGCUGGAUGGAUCAGGGGAUUCCAGAGGCCUACGACAUUAAAGUGUAUGAAAUCGACAACAUGCAAAGGCUGCAGAAAAGAGCAGGUACUGGCGGCUGGGACCCUGCAUGCUUCAGCGCCAAGCUGCAGUUUUUGGAACAGCUUCAGCCGAAGACCUCCGAGGUCCGUGUCAAAUGCAACAACCAGAGGAGAGAGGUGGAGUGGAUCCAACACAGCCUCACGCUGGAGACGGACAAGUGGAUCCCAGAGGUCGACCUGUGGCAGAUAUUCAAGGUGGACUUCGAGGAGCUUCUGGAGGUCAUUGAAGAGGUGGCAGCUCCGCUGGAGGACAGGGUUAUCUUCUGCGAGGCUAACUUCACGAUGGUCACCUACUUUGACACUUCCACCAUGAAGCAGAACAAGAGGAGACAAAGAAAUAUGCAGAAAACCUAUAAACUAUUUUAAGAUAGACAUUCAGUAGUUAAAAAAAGACUUGUCUAAUUUUUAUUUCAUUUUAAUGUACAGUUUGUUCACUGUGAGGUGAAACAUUUCUGA